CGGCGCCUUGGCGGGGUCCCAAUCAUACACCGACCGCGCUCCAUACUACACAACACUCUACAUGUAUAUGGACGGCUGUGAUGCCUAUAUACAUUCGGAGGAAACUCAACAUUUUGAGUGUACCCGGACGACGAAAGGGACAUGUAGGCUGCUGUGAAGUUGAGUGAGGCCUAGAGUCAAGUGGAGUGCCACGAAGUAGGGUCGGUUUACCGCCGGUUCAAGGACUUGCCUAAUCAUGGAGGCAGAGAGUAGCAGGUAGCCGGUAGCCAUCACCGCCAGGACUUCACCAAUUGUAAUCCUAGCCUUGAGAAGACAGGGUUUCAGAGAUAGGCGUGCCCAAGGCCAUGCUUGCCGCCGAGGGGUCUGCAACAGCUGAAGGCCAGGAGCUGGGAAAAGUAUGUGCUUGUGCCACGACCUGAGAGGCUGAUUGCCGCUGGUGAAGUAAUGGAUAGAAGGAAGCUACCCCUCCAAGUAUGCAACGACUGUUCUAGCAGUUCUUUAUCUGAAGUUUGGGAAUACGACUCUUCUCCUCGUUGUGUUGGCGACUGGCUUGCAGCGCUAGAACUGAGAAUGUAGCCUUCCAGGGAGAGUGAGACAAUCUUCAGCAGCAGCAGCAUCACGAGAAGGUGGAGAAGGUGGAGGAGGAGGAAGAGGAGGACGACGAUGGUGGAGACAUUGGACUGGGUUUAAUCACACAGUUUGCAGUACUUAAGUAUUAUGAGAGUGGGAUAUUGUCAGGAAUGCCUGACAGGCAGUGGAUUGGAUCACUACUCGGACGCUGUGGUUCAGUGGUAUGGGACAGCAUUGGUGGGGCAUCAUCAGUUUAACAGAAAACUCAGUUAGGGUGAUACUUGUCUCUCAGACCGAGGUUAAUUCAUGAAUGUAAGUUAGCAUUCUGUGUAUUUUCCAGAGUAGGCUAGACAAACACUCUGCAUCAGCUGCCCGUUCCAAGAAGGAACGAUGAGUUCUUUUUCUCAUUCCAUGAGAGAACACGAAAAGGUUCUUGCAUGCGUCAGAAAAUUCCUGUCUCAACAUCUCUGGCCACUGAAGCAACGUGCAGAGAAGGACGUCUUGCUGUGUAAGACAGGCACACAGCGGUCUUUUGAGGAAGUUGGUAGUUCUGAACUCUGAAGCAAGGCAGCGCAGAGGUAGAAGUGCGUCCACACAUAACACACACGCAAGCAGACACGCACACACACACACACACACACACACACACACACGGAGAGANAGAGAGAGAGAGAGAGAGAGAGAGAGAGAGAGAGAGAGAGAGAGAGAGGAACAAACUUAGAGUCGGUUCAGCAACAGGGUGAGGUUGUUUCUUGGAGGUAUGGCAGACUUCGCGAACAUCACGUCGCUGGUGAUGCAGCAAGCACAAAAUGUAACUGAGAUGAAUGAAUACCUGAUCGCCAGCAGAACCACAGGAUUCCACCUAUGGAGGCUGCAGAAUGCGUUGUUUGUGUUCUUGAUGCAGGUUGGGUUUGCUCUCUUGGAGGCGGGAAAUGUUCGAUCUAAGAACACAAGGAAUAUUAUGCUGAAGAAUGUCCUUGAUGCUUGCCUAUCGGCGGUCGCGUUCUGGAGUGUUGGAUGGGCUCUUGCAUAUGGAGAGGGAAGUGCCAUUCUUGGAUGGAGGCAUCCAGAUGACCAUGCUGUUGCAUUUUUCAACGCAAGAGAUCCAGUGGGGUGGUUCUUCUCGUGGACCUUUGCAGCAACAUCAUGCACAAUUGUCAGUGGUGCUGUGGCAGAGAGAACCCAGUUCAAUGCAUACAUGGUUUACAGCUUUGUGUCCAGCUUUAUCAUUUACCCAGUUGUUGUGCACAUGAUCUGGUCAACCUCUGGCCUCCUAAGUGUGUGGAACCGAAGUCGGGAGGACCGUAUUCUUCAAACUUAUGGUGUCCUCGACAACUCUGGCUCAUUAGUGGUGCAUGUGACAGGCGGAUUGACAUCCCUGAUCGGUGCUUACUUAGUAGGACCUCGUCUGGGAAGGUUUGAUCUGGAUGGGAACCCCAUUCCAUUCAGAUCCCACUCUAUGGUUUUCACAGCAGCUGGAGUUCUCAUCCUUUGGGCUGGCUUCUAUGGCUUUAAUGCUGGUUCAGUCCUACUAUCAGCAGGACAAUCACUUAAAGUCUGGUGGAAUGGAAUUGCACGUGUUUGCGUGAAUACAACUCUUACCGCUGCUUUUUCUGCAGUUUCUGUGUACGUUUUGACAAGCCGACAUAAUGUGGAGUGUCCUUCAGACCUGUUUAACAGUGUGAUCGGCGGGUUGGCGGCAUCUGGGGCUACCUGUGCCGUUGUUCACCAGUGGGCAGCUGCGCUCAUUGGCAUUGUCUCUGGAGUCGUUUACAUGCUUGGUGUCACUGCAAUUAUAAGGUUGAAGAUUGACGACCCGGUGAACGCAGUGCCUGUGCAUUUAGGCUGUGGUUUAUGGGGUGUACUUGCAGUGGGGCUGUUUGCAGAGGGACAUAUGGUUCGAGACACGUUCAAUAUCCAUAUUGAGCCAAACAGAGGACUGUUCCGUGGUGGCGGUAUUCACCAGCUAGUUGUCCAGUUCCUUGGCGUCCUGUUGGUCUCCACCUGGGUUUCUGUUGUUUCAUUUGUGAUGUUCUACUCCUUGAAAAUCACCAAGCGGCUGCGUGUCGGUAGAGAAGAGGAAGAGGUGGGUCUUGACGUUGCUUUCCAUGGCGGGUAUAACGAUGACGAGCUUGUCUUUGACAAGAACAAGUAUUUCAUUCCUGCAAGUCUCCGCAAACGGCUCACGAAGAAGCUGGAGGGAGGGUCCAACAUCCUCUCUUUCCUCCGAUUACCAAUGUUCAGCAGGGGAAUGGUUGAAAAUGUGACCCACAUGGUUCUCUGGCACAAGGCAAUGAAGCGAACUACGCAUGGUGACUUCUCAUAUGCCACAUAUGAGGCGAACUACUUGAUGGAGGACACCAGCCAUGUGGAAUCAUCACCAAGUGGUGUUUUUAUGGGGAUCUAUGAUGGCCACGGCGGACCCGAAUGCUCCACAUUUAUCAGAGAGCAUUUGUAUCCAAACUUGCAGAUGUCGUUUUUGCAGAAUGGGGGUGUCUCGGAGAUGAACAUUGCAAGAGCGUUUGCUGUCACCGAGGAUGCCUUCACAUGCAUUGUCCGAGAGUCCUUCAAGACGUGUCCCCAUCUGGCCACUGUAGGAUCUUGUGCGCUAACGGUUAUCCUCAGCGGCAACACACUGUAUGUUGCAAACCUGGGUGACAGCAAGAUCAUUCUGGGGCGAAGCCCGACCCCAAGUGAGGUAGAGGCAGUCCAGUUGUGUGAACAGCAUGACGUUAACCUUGAUGAGGUGAGGCAAAGGCUAAUCCAACAACAUCCUGAAGAUCCUAAUAUUGUAACUGAGAGAGGAGGAGUUUGGCGUAUCAAGGGCAAAGUCAGGGUCUCACAUUCUUUUGGGGACUGCUACUUGAAAAGCAGAGAGUUCAAUAGGGAGCCUUUAUUUCCACGCUUCCGUGUGACAGACCCUUUCCGCCCGCCAUUGGUCUCCUCUUGUCCGCUCAUUACCGCACGCAUCCUUUCCCCAGAGGAUGAAUUCAUCAUUCUGGCAUCGGAUGGACUCUGGGAGUUGCUACCGAAUGAGGAUGCCGUUCGCAUUGUCCAUGACAAUCCGCGCGAGGACAUUGCGCGGUUUUUAAUCAAGACUGCUUUGCAGCGUGCGGCGAAGAAGCACAGUCUGACAUAUUCCGAGUUGAUCAAGACGCCUCGUGGAUUGAGGAGAGAAUUUCAUGAUGACAUAACAUGCAUCAUUUUCUUCUUCAACCACUUUUCUUCGCUGCGACCGGCUUUCACAAAGGCAAGCACAGCAAUCUGGCGACCCGGGACACCUGGAUCUGUGGUGACCACGGCCGUGGGCCAGACUGCGGGGCCGUCAUUUGCCAUUCCAGAGGAGUCAGAAGCAGCAUUAGGAGGAUUGGAAAUGCACUCCAUGGAGUUGGCGGGAAGGAGGAUGUACAAUCAACAGCAAAUGGUAGGAAACGGUGUAAUGGACUAUGCCUUGGAUCGCCCAAUGACCAGCCCGAGCUUUUCGUUGAGACCGAAGCCACAUAUUAGAGAUGUGCAGGGUAACGUGUUCUUCGGGGAUCACAAUUUCGUUUACCCGAGGGGGACGCAGCCGGAACCCCAUGCUGGGACUUUCGUCAUAAGUGGUCACCCAAAUGUCUCUGGCUAUCGCCGAGAGAACGUUGCUGGGAUAGGUGGUAUGGGUGACAUGGGAGCAUAGAACCUGCGUGACACCACGACAAGUCAUGCUCGGGACAACUGGAAGAGAUAGUCGCAGUGGCGAGGGAAAGGUGGUGAAAGGCGGAACAAAGUAUGUGUGUUUGUACGGGGCUCUGGGACUUCGGUUAUGAGUGGUCGCCCAAGUGUUUGUGGUUUUCGGCGAGAGACCGUCGCUGGGAUGGGUGGUAUUGGUGACAUGGGAGCAUAACCUGCUCGACACAACAAGAAGUCAUGCUCGGGACACAACUGAAAGAGAGAGUCGCAGUGGCGAGUGAAAGGUGGUGAAAGGCAGAACGAGGUAUGUGUGUUUGUACGGGGCUGGGACUUCGGUUAUGAGCGGUCACCCAAAUGUCUGUGGUUUUCGGCGAGAGACCAUUGCUGGGAUGGGUCGUAUGGAUGACCUGCGAGCAUAGAACCUGCUGACAAGUCAUGCUGGGGACACGGCAGAAUGAGAAUCGCCAGAAUGGCGAGGGAAAGGUGGUGAAAAGCAGAACAGGGUAUGUGUGUGUGUGUGUUUGUACGGGGCUGGGAUUUUGGUUGUAAGUGGUCGUCCAAAUGUCUGUGUUUUUUGGCGAGAGACUGUUGCUGGGAUGGGUGGAAUAGUGACCUGGGAGCAUAGAACUUGGUCGGCAAGUCGUGCUGGGCGUGCAGCAAAAUGAGAAUAGUGGCAGUGGCGAGGGAAAGGUGGUGAAAGGCGGAACAGGGUAUGUGUGUUUGUACGGGGCUGGGACUUUGGUUAUGAGCGGUCACCCAAAUGUCUGCGAGAGACCGUUGCUGGGAUGGGUGGGACAAGUGACCUAGGAACAUAGAACUUGCUCGGCAACUCAUGCUGGCGGCACAGCAGAAUGAGACUAGUCACAGUCGCGAGGAAUUCCGUUUACCCGAGAGGGGCACAGCCUGAAACCCAUGAUGGGACUUUUGUCAUAAGCGGGCACUCAAAUGUCCCUGGUUUUCGGCGAGAGACCAUUUCUGGGAUGGUUGGGGUACAGGUUACCUGGGAGAAUAGGGCUUUGAUGCAACCGCAAGUCGUGCUGGGCGCACAGUGGAAUGAGAAUAGUCGCAGUGGCGAGGACGCCACUGAAAGGUAGAAUGAGGUAUGUGGGUUUGAAUGGGGGAGGGGCAAGGUAUUGACUGCCAAUCUUCACGACUAACUCGCUCACUGUUGUGAUCCUUUCUGCCCUAGGCAGGCAUAGACUAGAGGACAGCAGAAAGGACGGGGCUAAUUAGGGGGGCUUCAUUCCUCCCAAUUGCUGAGGUCCUUUUGCCAAUCAGAGGAUAAUUUCUCAGGUGGGCUUCAUUCCCUGCAGUUUGCUGAGGCGGGCUUCAUUCCCCCCAAUUGCUGAGGUGGGCUUCAUUACCAGUACCCAGGGGGAACACAAGAAGGAAGAGGGAAGGGUAGCCACUAGAACGAGAAAUCUAUGGGAGUGUCAUUUAUCAUGGCAAUUUCAGCGAUAUGGUCAGAUUUGCCUCUUGAUUUUCUGUAUUCAUUGAUGACAGUG
This is a messenger RNA of Chara braunii, 5744 nucleotides long. Lineage: Eukaryota; Viridiplantae; Streptophyta; Charophyceae; Charales; Characeae. The record is from the annotation of a GenBank genome assembly.